Messenger RNA from Halteromyces radiatus, 1026 nucleotides. RefSeq names its product ClpP/crotonase-like domain-containing protein. The transcript is spliced from 9 exons. Bases 60 to 881 code for a protein of 273 amino acids. Gene Ontology annotation, cellular component: mitochondrion. Lineage: Eukaryota; Fungi; Mucoromycota; Mucoromycetes; Mucorales; Cunninghamellaceae. The record is from RefSeq and is a predicted model, not a curated record. Gene Ontology annotation, molecular function: delta(3,5)-delta(2,4)-dienoyl-CoA isomerase activity.
CCUCUCUUCUCUCCUUCUUUCUUUUACUUUCUCAUAUAAAAACAAAACUGUCUUUCACCAUGUCUAAAUAUCAAUACGAAAAUAUCAAGGUAGAUAUUUAUGACAAAGUUGCUCACGUUCAAUUGAAUCGUCCAAAGAAACUCAAUGCAUUUAACCCAGGUUUGAUCGAUGAUGUUGGUAAUGUUUUUCGUGCUAUGUCUGAUGAUAAAGAUCUAAGUGUCAUUGUGGUAUCUGGUUCUGGUCGUAUGUUCACUGCUGGUUUAGAUUUGGGAAAUACUGGCAUCACUCUUCUUACUGAAGGCGAUCCUGCUCGACUUGCUUACAACAAACGUGCUCAUAUCAAGCAUUUCCAAGAUGCCUUCACUGCUAUUGAAAAAUGUGAAAAACCUGUAAUUGCUGCUGUUCACAAUGGAUGUUAUGGUGCUGGUGUUGACUUGAUUACUGCCUGUGAUAUUAGAUAUUGUACCAAGGAUGCCCUUUUCUGUGUUAAGGAAGUGGAUGUUGGAUUGGCUGCUGAUGUGGGUACGUUACAACGUUUACCAAAGGUGAUGGGUAAUCAAAGUUUGGUCCGGGAAUUAUGUUUAAGUGCUAGAAAUUUAUAUGCUCCCGAAGCUUUCCAACAUGGUUUAGUGAGUCGUGUUUUUGACAAGCAUGAAGAAAUGAUUGCUGAAGCAUUGAAGAUGGGUGCUUUAAUUGCUAGCAAGUCUCCUGUAGCUGUUCUGGGUACCAAGCACAACCUGAUCUAUUCGCGAGAUCACACCGUCUCUGAGGGAUUGGAUUAUAUUCUUACCUGGAAUUCUGCUAUGUUGACUACUGAAGACAUUCCAAAAUCCUUUGAAGCCUUUGUUACUAAGGAAAAGCCUGUUUUUUCCAAAUUGUAGUUUAGAACUAUUGUUUCCUUCUUCUCUCUUCUUCAAUAAAAACUCGCAACAUUGAUCUUCCUGUUUCUCUUUUACAUAAUUGAUGUCAUAUGGGAGUUCUCAUCAAAAUUCAUACCUACAUGCAUUGAUAAUGAUUGUGUUAUAA